Messenger RNA from Schistocerca serialis cubense, 3470 nucleotides. It is a transcript of the gene ics, whose product is annotated as ras suppressor protein 1. Lineage: Eukaryota; Metazoa; Arthropoda; Insecta; Orthoptera; Acrididae. Gene Ontology annotation, molecular function: protein binding. Bases 92 to 949 code for a protein of 285 amino acids. The transcript has 8 exons. The record is from RefSeq and is a predicted model, not a curated record.
AGCGGCAGGAGCACGUACUGUGAAGUAACUUUGCUUGUGUCAGGAAGUGGUGUGUUCUUAUCAAUUGGUGUUAAAAAAAGUCGAGCAGACAAUGAAUCAAGCGCCAGUGUCGUGUAUUCCCAACACCAAAAUGUCGAAGGCGCGUAAAGUCAUCGACGAAGCGAAGGAAAUCCAGAAUCCUGAGCUGGAUUUGGCCGAUAAAGGGAUAGCACACUUCGAGGAGAUGCCUGGCCUGUUUAAUAUGGUAAACAUCACGAGACUGACUCUCAGCCAUAACAAAAUUCAAGCUGUACCUCCAGGCUUAGCAAAUAUGGUUAAUCUGGAAAUCCUAAAUUUAUUCAACAACCAAAUUGAGGAAUUGCCAACAUCCUUAUCAUCAAUGCCAAAACUGAGAAUUUUGAAUGUGGGAAUGAAUCGUCUGGAUUCGCUACCACGCGGGUUUGGUGCAUUUCCAGUGCUGGAAGUUCUGGACCUCACGUACAACAAUCUCAAUGAAACUGUCCUUCCUGGGAAUUUCUUCAAGCUUGAAACUCUUCGUGCUCUGUACCUGGGUGACAAUGACUUUGAAACUCUAUCACCUGAGAUAGGACAGCUAAAGAAUUUACAAAUUCUGGUGCUGCGUGAGAACGACCUGGUGUCGCUGCCAAAGGAGAUAGGGGAGCUGCACCGGCUGCGUGAGCUGCACAUCCAGGGCAACCGACUGACUGUGCUGCCGCCAGAGCUCGGUCAGUUGGAUCUCAUCAGCAAUAAAUCAGUCCUGAAGAUGGAGAACAACCCGUGGGUCGCACCGAUUGCAGACCAGCUGCAAGUCGGUGUCUCGCACGUCGUCGACUACAUACGAUCUGACACUUACAAGUUUGUUUACAAUCGACACAUGCAGACAGAGACUCCACCACCACCAAGGACAAACGACAAGAGGAUGAAAAUCUCGAGACGCCAACAGAGUUAAUCUCGGAAAACUAUUUUGGAAAUUAGCUACUGAAAUAUGUAGCCAGUGUCACGAAUGAUGGACUAAUGCUAUGUUUAUAGAUUAACAGAGUUAGUGUCAUUUAAGGAUUUUCCGAGUUGGCUCCACAAAACUUUAUAGGUUUUUAACUGUGAGGGCUAUCUGGAAAGUAACCUCCUUUAGGCUAUAAAUAAAACAGUGCAAUAGUUAAAGAAGAUUUAUCAGAAAAAUUAUUAAAACAACAUCUUUGUAUGAAAAAUCCAAAAAUUAAGAGUGCUUGAUUGUUUAAAAAUUGAACAGGUAAUGAAAAAUUUACAAAUUUAGAGAUGUAGAUCAGACAUUAUUUUUUUGACGUAGUCGCUUUAAUUCUCAAAGCACUUUGUGCCUAGGGACGAGCUUUCUGAAACUUUUGACAAAAAAGUCUCGUUUGGACUCUUUGGCUCAUUGUUUGUGACAAAUUGGACCUUGCCAUUGGUAGAAAACCAUUUUCAACCCAUAAACAACUUCAUAGAGGUGUCAAAUAAGUGCUGUGAGUGAGGUGGUCGAUAAUGUCCCAGACAGAUGAACCCAAAGGUUUCUUUGUGGCACUGGCUGUGUGGGGAUGUGCAUUGUCACGCAACAACCACAGUUCCUUUGUUAACAUUCUCCGUCUUUUGCUCUGUAUCAACCUCCUUCAUUUUUUUAGGAUUUCUCAGUAUCAUGCAGCAUUAAUUGUUUCAUUCUGGGGGAAAAGUUUGAGGAGAAGAAUCUAUUUAGUUGUGCCACACCACACAUUUACCCUGAGGGAUGCAUGUUUUUGCUCACGAAUGAUACAUGAAUAGUACCCCAGAACAUUUUUUGUUGUGACAAUUAAUGUUACUACAGUCCGUCCCCCGUAGUUGAGUGGUCAGCAUCACAGAAUGUUAAUCCUAAGGGCCCGGGUUCAAUUUUCGGCUGGGUCGCAGAUUUUCUCCGCUCAGAGACUGGGUGUUUUGUUGUCCUAAUCAUCAUCAUUUCCUCCCCAUCGAUGCGCAAGUUGGCAAAGUGGCGUCAAAUCAAAAGACUUGCACCCGGCGAAUGGUCUACCCGAUGGGAGGCCCUAGUCACACGACAUUUACAUUUUACGUGACCACUGGUAUAAAAGGUAACUUUGUCACUGUAAAUCAUUUGCCUGACAAUGCCUGGUUGCAUCCAUGACAUUUCUACAAGAAUCUUGGAGCGUUCUUGUUCCUGUUUUUGCUGAGCGGUCAAAUCUUGGACAGUUUGUAGGUGAUUUCGUUGCAUGUCAAGGUCCUUGGAUAGAAUUUGGUUCACUGUCCUCUGUGGAAUCCUUAUUUGCUGACACCAACGUCUUGUCGAUUUUGAUGGAGCCUGUAGUGUGGCCUCCUGCAAUAGAGCCAUCUUCACUUCACUUCUACCUGUUCAAGGUCACCGCCCCCCCCCCCCCCCCCCCAACUCCUGUGAUAAUUAUCUGCUUCUGAUUCAUUUGCUUCAAACUUCUGGUAAAUGUGAUAAAUUGCUAAAUGAGUUGGUGGCCAUCUAUGUGGAAAUUGUUCUGCAAAUCUUCGACACACUUCUGUUGCCGACUGCACGGCUUCCAUUAAACUUGCAACCACUCUUCUCCGCUCGAGUGUGAGUCUAUCAGUCACAUGUACUAGCAAACUGGAAUAGAAUACGAAACAAAAUUAAGAUUGUUCACAUAAUUUUGAUUCGCCCCAUAUUUAGUGCAGUGAAAAGGCUGUGUGGUAAAAUCCAACACAUACAUGUGGAAUAACAGGAAGAAUGAAGUAAAACAACAAAAAAUCUUGACCACUGAAGGUGCUUUAAAAUAAGGUGAAAAGCAUUUGGUCUUAAUAAGAUUUUAAUUACUGUCACAAAAGAUGGUAAUUAACGUAUAAACUGUACCAGUCACUUACAUGUAGUUUUUUUUAAAGAAAUAGCAGUUCUGUAUAUGAAAUAUUUUUAGCUUCAUAUUCUUAUCUUCUCCUCUUAGGAUGAAUGAUAUAGCUGGAUAGAAUAAUUUAUGGGUGCAUGUAGAGUGUGCGUGUGUCUGUCUGUCUGUCUCUGCACACGCACGUGCACGUGUUUGAGAGUGCAUGCAAGGGGGAAGGAGAGAGAGAUUUCAUGUUUAUUGUGAAAACUUUUAGUUCAGUCAUUUUUCCUCAAGUGAUGUAAGCUAAUGCUUAUGACUAGGAUCGACAUUUAUGUAAAUGUGUGUGUGUGCACAUUUUCUUGUAUCUGCUGCUAAUGAAUCUCUGUGCCUACGGUUAUUAAUUAUGAGCUCCGUCAAGAAUAGCCUGUUAUGUCUGUUGACAGUACAUUUUAACAAUUUCGGUCUUGAAGAACAGGCUGCAGUGAGGGAAUGCUUCCUAAAGGCAUUAACAAAUUGAUUCUGAGAUCACUGCCAUUAUAUAAAUGUUAAAAUAUUUUUGUAAUCAGUAUUUAAAUAACUGCUGUUAACAAAUGUCGAGAAAUGUAUUAUGUGUGAAAUUGCUUGUAUUUUUAUGUAUAACAUAAGCUUUAAAACAUUAAAUUGAGAAAAAUA